Molecule: messenger RNA, 150 nt
Organism: Cavenderia fasciculata
Lineage: Eukaryota; Evosea; Eumycetozoa; Acytosteliales; Cavenderiaceae
Exons: 2
Coding region: 1-150 (49 amino acids)
Source: RefSeq, a predicted model, not a curated record
AUGGAUGGUUGUUUGCUGGAUUUCCUUUGGAAGGAGCUGUCUCUCUGUCUCUCUGUCUCUGUCGAUUUAAUGGUGGUGCAAGGUGGUUCUCUCUUCUCCUCUUCUUGUUACUCUAUCAUCAUAGCAACAAGGGAUCUUUCAUCAAGAUAA